Molecule: messenger RNA, 1464 nt
Organism: Epinephelus lanceolatus (giant grouper)
Lineage: Eukaryota; Metazoa; Chordata; Actinopteri; Perciformes; Serranidae
Source: RefSeq, a predicted model, not a curated record
GAGGCUCUGAUUGUCCCGGACUGUCUCACCAUGGCUUACCCAGAGCACUUUGAUUGGUUGAAAGAGACCGUCAGUUUUUUGCCAGGUUUGCCAGGGUUUUCCAGCAUGUUUGGGAAGAAGAAGAAACGGCUGGAGAUCUCAGCUCCGUCUAACUUUGAACACCGGGUCCACACGGGCUUCGACCCGCGGGAGCAGAAGUUCACCGGGCUGCCGCAGCAAUGGCAGAGCCUCCUGGCGGACACUGCCAACCGCCCCAAGCCCAUGGUGGACCCCUCCUACAUCACCCCCAUCCAGCUGGCACCAAUGAAGAUAUCUCCCAAGAAAGUCCGGUCAUCCGAAACGCCGUUGCCCAAAACCAUUGUUCGAGGGAACCGCCCACCCAAAGAUGCUUCCAUCAACGGCCUGCUGGAGGACUUUGACAACAUCUCAGUGACGCGCUCCAACUCCCUGCGUAAAGAGAGCCCCCCAGGCCCCCACCAGGCUGGAAGCAGUUCCAAACCCUCCAGCAGUGGUCAUCCCAACGCCCCAGAGGAGAAUGGAUUCAGCCAUUACUACUCCCGCUACUCCUGUGACCUAGACACUUCCAGCAGGGACUUCUCUCUUGAUCCCAGCAAGCCGAGCUUCUCUAUAGAUGGGGACUGGGCAGUUGGGAGGCACUAUCGAUUCACCAAGCAGAAUGGUCACUCAUACCCCAUACGCAGCCCCUUCUACCCGGACGCCAUGCCCCAAAAAUCAGACUAUGGCAAGCUUCCCCCGGACUACCACACCUACUUGGAGAGCAAAGGGCGCUCGGCCGAUGAGGUGGCCUCCACGGUGGGGAGCGGUGUGGGCUCCAGUGGCUACUAUCGGGCGUCUGUGGGUGGCUCAUCCAGCCAAGACUACAGGGACACUUCGGUAGGCACGCCAUCUCGUGCCUCGCUACACAGCGAGCAGAUCAACUACCCAGACAGUGAGUGGAGCUACGGCGGCCUGCGGGACGAGUACGAAAAGCGGCCCAAGAGUUCCUAUGUGACGCAGACCAGCCCCACGCCGGCCAUAAGGCAGAGAUCUCGGUCAGGCUCUGGGCUGCAGGAGCCAAAUGUCCCUUACGCGGCCAGCGGGGCGUUCAAGAACCCUCCACAGGCCCAUCCAUACAGCUCCUACACCUACCCUCGCCUCUCUGAGAGUCUCGCUAACUCCCAGACCUUAACUAAGGCUGACUACGAGCGCCCUGCACGUGACAGCAGUCCCCAGGUUACAGGUGGAGACACCUACCCUCGAGGGCCUCUUAAGCAGCCUCAGAGCCACAUGAAGCCACCUGGCUACCCCCCAGCACACCUGCCCUACCCACCUGUCUUUCACCAUUACAAACCUUCACCCUACCACCACCCUCCCUCCCAGCCCAGCCCUCCAUACACCCCCCAGGUCAUUUUCUUUUUCGGUGCUCGUUGGAGAAGCAGGCAGGAGUAUCGCCACAGACACUAA